Messenger RNA from Homarus americanus (American lobster), 2355 nucleotides. RefSeq names its product carboxypeptidase N subunit 2-like. The transcript has 12 exons. Gene Ontology annotation, cellular component: extracellular matrix. NCBI's taxonomy places the organism in Eukaryota, Metazoa, Arthropoda, Malacostraca, Decapoda, Nephropidae. Gene Ontology annotation, molecular function: protein binding. Bases 369 to 1937 code for a protein of 522 amino acids. The record is from RefSeq and is a predicted model, not a curated record.
GGCCUGUCAGUGACGUGUCCCGAAUGAAUACGGGGUUUACGUUUUGUGUGUGUAACGCGUCAUUUCACAGUCACUCAACUUAGUGAACUGACAGCUUUGAGAGAGGGAGAGAAAGAGAGAGAGAGAAAGAGGGUGAAAGACACAAGUUAUUUAAGAUUGAAGAUAAUUUUGAAGUUUAAUUGACGUCCUUUGCAGCUAUUGAGUCUACAAGCUGAAUAAAAAUAUAACUUAUUUAUUUAGAAAGGUGAGACGUGUGUGUGAAGGUUCUCCUCAGCUCAGAGACUACAGACGUCACAUGUAAGUCACCUUGAUGUUCACUCGUGUGGGGGCGUCACCGCGUCAUCCAGGCGUCAUACAUCUUUGAGACCAUGCUUCACCUGGUCCAGUUUCCAGCGUUGGUGAUGGCUUUAACACUACCCUGGAUAGCCUCUGGACAGAAUGGGAAGAGUCUAUGUGGCCUCAAUGGGUGCCAGGCCAUCGACCUCUCCAAACGCUACACUGACCUCUCCAUGGCCAAGAUGAUGAGGACCAUUAAACCAGAGGCGUUGGAGGAGGUCUUUCAGAACAUGGCCAAACUGGAGAUAUUGGUCCGGCAGGUAGAGGACCUCCAGAGAGACGUUAUGAGCCUCUUCCAGCCAGUGUGGCCCGUCAACCCUGGCCCUCAGAGGUGGUCCAUGUGUGCAGAAGGGCCGUGUUCCUGUACCCUGGAGACUAGGUUCGUCUCGUGUUGGCGACUGGAGCUUCUCUACCAUGUACCACGUAAACAACAGAUACCAGUAGACACCAGGAGCCUGGACCUUGGGAUGAAUCGUCUAAAGUUUCUACAUAAGGAUUCGUUUAACAGCCUGACGGAGCUAGUGGAGCUAGACCUGAACGACAAUCAACUAGAGUUACUGCCCAACAGUCUCUUCUACGACCUGGAGAACCUGAGGCACCUGAAGCUCCAAAAGAAUCGACUGUUGUACCUCACUUCUGAUAUCUUCCAGGAUGCCCGUUCACUGAGGACCAUCGACUUGUCAUUCAACGUUUUAGAAGGCCUGCCUGAGCCUGUAUUCAAGAAGCUGUACAACUUAUACCUACUUAACCUGGCCACCAACGCCAUCACACACCUAAAGGAGGAAAUAUUCUUUGAUCUGGAGAGCUUGGAAGACCUCGAUCUAUCUGAGAAUAAACUCCAGGAGUUGCCUCAGCUGGUCUUUUACAAACUCAAGAGUCUUAAGCUCCUCAAGAUGAAUCACAAUGAGUUAACUCGCCUCCCUUACGGCGUCUUCAGCAACCUCUUCAACCUCAAAGAACUUUACAUGCACAACAACUACAUAGAGUCACUGCCUACGGGUGUGUUCCGGGACCUGCACAACUUGACAUUCCUGGAGAUCACCAGUAAUCGCAUCGUUCAAGUCAACUACAAGGACUUCCUCAGCAUGGGCAACCUUCGUUCUCUCUUCCUGGGACAAAAUCUCAUCUCCCAUAUACAAAACAAGACCUUUGUCGGUACACCUAAGUUGGAGAAGCUUUACCUCUUCUCCAAUAAGAUAGAGUCUGUAGAGCUGGCAGCAUUCUCUGGCCUCAACAGCUUGUCUUGGCUCCUCAUGAACAACAACUUACUGCGGCAGCUUCCUCGAGCUAUCUUCCGCCGCACACCAAGUUUACGGAGACUUCAGAUUGAUAGCAACAAGUUUAUGAAGCUACCUGAAGGAUUACUGGACGAACUGAAGCGAGUGGAACAAGUGAAGCUUUCCAUGAAUCCCUGGCAUUGUGACUGCUUCAUCCUCUACCUCACAGGGUGGCUCCAUCGUAACCCUGACAAGAUCUGGGACCGUCAGCCCAAGUGCCGUGGACCUGGCGACUUAGGAGGGAAGCCGGUGAUAGAGAUGACCUUCAACAGUGUGUGUGAUGGUCAGUGGGCGUCCAUGACCAAGAUCCAGGGCCGAGUGUGAGGCAGUGUGAGGAAGUUGUGUUAUAGUAUUGUGUUUAUAGAAUGUUUACCAUUUUAACUCUUGGUACUGUACACUUAUUUCUACUUUGUAAUCUGAGGUGCAGUGGUAUAUAUAUGAGUGGUGAGUCACAUAUCAUCAUUACUAGUGAAUGUACCCACCAUCAACAUAAUCUAACCCCAAAAUUAACCUAACCUAACCUUAAAAUCUAACUAAUCACUCAUAACAAAACCUGUAAAAAAUAAUAAGUCAGUUUUGGCUUCUGUCUUUAGUCUGACACCAAGAUACAGAUAAAUAAAGACAAUAAUAUAACAAAAAUCAUCUUCAAAUAUUACCUAAAGCAGCUGAUCAGACCUUCAAUAUAAACACACAUUAUAAUCAUUCUAACAAAGGACAAAAAGAAUACAAAGACCAUUAUUUC